AGCUAAAUAUACACUAUAAGCAUACGCAUCGUGAUAAGCCACAAUAUGAAUGUGAUGAAUGUCACGUUAUCUUUGCGAUAAAACGUGAAUUAAGUACGCAUAUGCGUAUACAUAGUGGUGAACAACCUCAUACAUGUACACAAUGUGGUAAACAAUUUGGUACUCGACAACUUCUCAAGAAACAUUGGAUGUGGCAUACAGGUGAACGAUCACAUGUAUGUCCACAUUGUGGUAAAGCUUUCUUUCAG
Messenger RNA from Loa loa (African eye worm), 248 nucleotides. RefSeq names its product zinc finger protein. The transcript has a single exon. The record is from RefSeq and is a predicted model, not a curated record. Gene Ontology annotation, molecular function: DNA-binding transcription factor activity; RNA polymerase II cis-regulatory region sequence-specific DNA binding. Gene Ontology annotation, biological process: regulation of transcription by RNA polymerase II. Lineage: Eukaryota; Metazoa; Nematoda; Chromadorea; Rhabditida; Onchocercidae. The annotation marks the transcript as partial.